Molecule: messenger RNA, 2057 nt
Organism: Lolium perenne
Lineage: Eukaryota; Viridiplantae; Streptophyta; Magnoliopsida; Poales; Poaceae
Product: ACT domain-containing protein ACR4
Source: RefSeq, a predicted model, not a curated record
CAUUGGGAUGGUCUUUUCCCCCAAACAUCUCCCUUUAAACCAGUGAAGGGACACCAACCAAAACCACUGCCUCUGCCGGGUCUGCCCAUACACAACUACACAACACAAGCAGAGAGAGAGAGAAACACACAAAUCCGCAACUAGCCAUGUCCUCUCUCUCCCUCCUCCCAUAGGUCCAUAACCAAAUAUAUAUACUAGGACUAGGUGAGCUGCUUCAGCCUUCAUAGUACAACAGCAACAGGAGGGAGGAGGAGGACGGAGGGGCGCCACCACCAUCACCACCACCACCACAAGUACACAAGGAUUGAGGAAGCAAAAGAGAAAUAUCCGUUUUGCCUCGCCGCCUUCUUUCUAUAGGUAGCUUUGCCUUCCCGCCUCUUCAACAAUGAUGGCAUGUGGGUCUCGAAGCAGCGAGAUGGUCGACGAGUUUGAGAAGCUGGUCAUCAGGAUGAACCCUCCAAGGGUCACCGUGGAUAAUGCCUCCGACAUGACUGCAACCUUGGUCAAGGUGGACAGCGCGAACAAGUAUGGGACCUUGCUGGAGGUCGUCCAGGUACUGACCGAUCUGAAGCUGACCAUAAAGAGGGCCUACAUUUCCUCUGAUGGGGAGUGGUUCAUGGAUGUGUUCCAUGUCGUGGAUCAGGAAGGGAAUAAGCUUUAUGACGGCCAAGUCAUCGACAGAAUUGAACAGUCUCUGGGAGCCGGGUCUCUGAGUUUCCGGGGCACGGACCGGUGUGUCGGCGUGGAGGCCGAGGCGGAGGCGGCGCAGACGGUGAUCGAGCUGGUCGGCAGGGACCGGCCGGGCCUCCUGUCGGAGGUCUUUGCGGUGCUCACCAACCUCAGGUGCAACAUCGCGGCGUCGGAGGUGUGGACGCACGACGGCCGAAUGGCGGCGCUGGUAUACGUGACGGACGCCGACAACGACGGCGGCGGCAUCGAGGACCCGGACCGGCUCGACAAGGUGAAGCGGCUGCUCCGGCACGUGCUGCGCGGCAGCAGCCGGGACAAGAAGAGCGCCCGGGCCGCCAUCUCGUCGCGCGCCGUGGCGGCGCCGCACGCCCAGCGGCGGCUGCACCAGAUGAUGCGCGCCGACGACGGCAACAACAACAACAACAACAACGGCGAGGGCUGCGACGGCGGCGGAGGACGGAGCCUGCCGGUGGUGGCGGUGGAGGACUGCGCCGAGCGCGGGUACACGCUGGUGAACGUGCGGUGCCAGGACCGGCCGAAGCUGCUGUUCGACACGGUGUGCACCCUGACGGACAUGCAGUACGUCGUCUUCCACGGGACCGUCAUCGCCGAGGGCUCGGAGGCCUACCAGGAGUUCUACAUCAGGCACCUCUACGACGGCACCGCUGCCUCCGACGAAGACCGCGAGCAGCUCCGGCGGGGCCUCGAGGCCGCCAUUCAGCGGCGUAACACCGAGGGGCUCGGGCUGGAGCUGUGCUGCGAGGACAGGGUGGGGCUGCUGUCCGACGUGACCCGUAUAUUCCGGGAGCACGGGCUGUCCGUCACGCACGCCGAGGUGGAGACCCGCGGGGAGCAGGCGGCGAACGUCUUCUACGUGACCACCUCGUCGGGAUUGCCCGUGCAGGCGCAGGCCGUGGAGGCCGUCAGGGCGGAGAUCGGCGACGAGGUCCUCUUCGUCAGGGAGGACGCCGCCGCGCCCAAGUCGCCGCCGGGCCGCGACGGCGGCGGGAGAUCGCUGGGGAACAUGAUCAGGUCCCGCUCCGAGAAGUUCCUCUUCAACCUCGGACUCAUCAGGUCGUGCUCGUAGGAGUAGAGGAGGAGCAUGCUAGCUCAGGUUAACCCCAGCUAGUUCAGUCAGUCAGUCAGUCAGGGUUACAGGGUUGUACGAGUACGUAGCUACUCUACUAAGUAGCUAGCUUAAGCUAACUACGGUAGCUAGGGCGCGGUUCCUUUGUCAACGCCGCAAGCGCGCGUUGAUCCUUGUCAACUUCUCAGAUGAAGAGGAACGUGCCUGUUGGUCGGAGAUCAGUAGCAGUGUAAAUAUUUCCAUCUUGUUUCUUCAUCUUUUCCCAUAUCUUUGUUGCUUA